CGCCUGCCAGACAUUCGUCCGUUAGGAGAUCGGUGCCAUUCGGGCGAGAAAAUAUCAUCUCUUAUUCUACUCUUGUAUCCCCAUUCUCACAACCAUGGUCGUCCUCGCAGCGUCCAUAUGCACCCGCGGGGGCAAGGCCGUACUUUCGCGCCAAUUCCGAGAGAUUGCUCGCUCCAGAAUCGAGGCCUUGCUCGCAUCCUUUCCAAAACUGGCCGACUCCGGGACUCAGCAUACGACUGUUGAACAAGACAAUGUCCGCUUUGUCUACCAGCCUCUGGACGAGCUAUACAUCGUUCUGAUUACGAACCGCCAGUCGAACAUCUUGCAGGACAUCGACAGCCUUCACCUUUUCGCCCAAGUCACCACCAGCAUCUGUAAGAGUCUGGAUGAGAGGGAGAUUCUGCGCAAUGCCUUCGAAUUACUGAGUGCCUAUGAUGAAUUGGUGACUCUGGGGUACCGAGAGAACCUGUCUCUUUCUCAGAUUAAGACCUUCCUGGAAAUGGAGAGUCACGAGGAGAGAAUUCAGGAAAUCAUCGAAAGGAACAAAGAACUCGAGGCCAGCGAGGAGCGCAAGAGAAAGGCCAAGCAGCUGGAGAUGCAACGGAAAGAGGCCGCCAAAACCGGUCGCUCUAUGGCCCCCCGGACCCCUUCUUAUCCCGUCUAUACACCACCCUCCCGACCUGCUGUGCCUGAUACCUACGACUCCUACGAGGCGGAGAAGAAGAAAUCGUUCGCUAAACCGUUACCGACCCGCGGUAAGGGCAUGCAACUCGGCAAGAAGUCCAAAACCACCGAUAUUUACGAGAAAGUGCGCGGCGACCUUGGCCCAGAGGUCGAAGAGUCCAGCCCCUUGGUGACACCACAAGCUUCUACUCCGGUCGGCGACAAGGUGUCCUCUGCUCGUGCUUCGCUGUCUACAGACCGGGAUCCUGUCCACAUUACCAUUGCGGAGACUAUCUCUGCCACGCUUACUCGAGAGGGUGCACUGAAAUCCUUCGAGGUCAAGGGCGAUCUGCAACUUCGGAUCUCCGACCCAUCUUUCACCAAACUCAAACUCGACCUCCUCGCCAACCCCACGCAUGGUGCGCAGUUCCGCACCCAUCCUAAUGUCGACAAAGCUGUCUUCACCAACUCUUCCGCAAUUCAGUUGAAAGAUACAUCCAAAAGAUUCCCAGCUAACAACUCGAUUGGUGUACUGCGCUGGCGUGUCGCAAGCUCUGGAUCUGACAACGCUGAUAUCCUUCCUAUUACAUUUACCGUUUGGGUGAACAAGGGCUCUGACUCCACUACGGUUACAGUCGAGUACGAGCUCACUGGCUCUGAUACUCUGCGUGAUGUUAUUGUCACUAUACCAUACGGCGCGACAGAACCGGCAGUGUCCAGCUUCGACGCCGUUUAUGAAGUAUCUGGAGAUAGUCUGGACUGGAACAUCGGUACCGUGGAUGAGAGCAAUGCAUCUGGCAGCUUUGAAUUCGAGUCUACGGGCGACGGGGAUGAGAAUGAGUUCUUCCCCAUGAGCGUGCACUUUGCAAAGUCCAGUCCUUUUGUUGAGGUUGACGUAACCGAUAUCUCUCUGUUGGAGAUGGAGGGCGAGAGUACUGGAUUCUCCAAGGAUGUGAAGAGCGUCGCUGAGGGAUAUGUUAUCGAGUAAUUCUUUUCACGUCUCCGUUGCUUGGGUGUAUAGAGUACUAAUGACGUUCGGACCGCCCACUUGGGGUUUCUGCGAGUUGUUUCUAUGCUUUCUGACCAGGGUCUUUACCCGUGUGAUUCUCCAAUUUAAGCCGAUUUUGCCGAUUUGUAUCCAUUACUCAAUUAUUCCUUUUCCUGUCAAACGUUUUCGCCCGGGGAGGAAUGUUUUGGGAGCCGGAAUCCCUUAUUAACCUAUAGGCAUCCCCCAGCACCAGCGCCACUGCCUGCCCAU
Aspergillus ibericus CBS 121593 is the source of this 1921-nucleotide messenger RNA. Its product is annotated as coatomer subunit delta. Bases 95 to 1651 code for a protein of 518 amino acids. Gene Ontology annotation, biological process: endoplasmic reticulum to Golgi vesicle-mediated transport; retrograde vesicle-mediated transport, Golgi to endoplasmic reticulum; Golgi localization. The transcript has 4 exons. Gene Ontology annotation, cellular component: cytosol; COPI vesicle coat. The record is from RefSeq and is a predicted model, not a curated record. Lineage: Eukaryota; Fungi; Ascomycota; Eurotiomycetes; Eurotiales; Aspergillaceae.